UAUACUAUUUAAUAUAUAGUAAUAUUACAAUAUAUACUAAAGAGUUAUAACUUGUAAUUAGUAUUUACUAAAUACAGAUUUGAAAUUACGAAGACUUUAAUCACAGAACAAGCUACAAUUGCAAUCAGCAGAAAUAACUACUAAAUAUUAAUUACCAAUGGCUACUGAUGUAACUGUGAAAAACGUAGAUAAUGCGUGUGAAACUGCAGAAGAAUUCACAAAACUAUUUUACAAACAACUUGAUAAUAGUAGACAUCUGACCUCAAAGUUAUAUCUUGACACUGGUUUGUUAGUUUGGAACGGCAAUGGAAUAACGGGAAGUUCUAAAAUACAGAAAUUUUUAAUGGAUUUACCAGCUAGCAAUCAUUGCGUUAAGACUUUGGACGCUCAGCCUAUUUCUGAAAGUUUUAGUCAAAACAACUUGACGUAUCUUAUUCAGGCAUGUGGUGAUGUUACAUAUCAGAAUGAUGAUGUCCACAAACCGUUUCAACAGACAUUUCUAAUUGUAGCAGUAGAAGGAAAAUGGAAGAUUGCAUCUGAUUGCUACAGGCUACAAGUACCUUACAAUAGCUGAAAGAUUGGUUAAGUUUUGGAUAAUUAUUUAUAAUAACUAAGAAGUCAAUAAAUAAGUUUUUAUUAUAAA
Molecule: messenger RNA, 643 nt
Organism: Leptidea sinapis
Lineage: Eukaryota; Metazoa; Arthropoda; Insecta; Lepidoptera; Pieridae
Gene: Nxt1
Product: NTF2-related export protein
Exons: 1
Coding region: 158-574 (138 amino acids)
Biological process (GO): protein import into nucleus
Cellular component (GO): nuclear pore central transport channel
Source: RefSeq, a predicted model, not a curated record